This is a messenger RNA of Colletotrichum scovillei, 2160 nucleotides long. Its product is annotated as Mob1/phocein family protein. The transcript has 2 exons. Gene Ontology annotation, cellular component: cytoplasm. The coding region runs from base 367 to 1995 and encodes 542 amino acids. Lineage: Eukaryota; Fungi; Ascomycota; Sordariomycetes; Glomerellales; Glomerellaceae. The record is from RefSeq and is a predicted model, not a curated record.
GAUUUCCUGACUAAGCUGAGCUGGGGUGUGCCGGGGUCGCAACAGCAGCGACACGGUAGAACCAGGAGCUCUGGCCCCCAAAGCACUUUCAUUCGAUGUGGGUGACCUGGAGCUCUUGAUUAGCCGCCCGACCACGACUUUUCGCCCAGCUUGAACAACACAACCCAUCCACGACAUACCAACACAUCUACGACAGUCUGUGACCGCAAAUCCUGGAGGCGCAAGGGGGGAACACAAUAGCUCUUGAACCGCGGUUGCAAAAUACUCUCCAGUCGCUCGUUCUCUUCUACAUCGUCUUCAUCACGGAGACCACCCCCCGAUACCAUACCAUCCCACACCACCACCACUCCAUCACCUCCUUUCACAAUGGCAAUGGCGCCGAGCUCGCCCCGGCUGCCCAGUCCGCCGCCGCCCGCUGAGAUCCAAAUCGGUCCCAAGUCCCCUUCCAUGGGUGCGCAAUCGAAUCGCGAAGCCUCACCAAUGGAGCAGUCUCUCAUUGAAGCCAACUCGAGGCGUCGCAUACACCCGGGAACAAAGGCCGCCGACAUGGCUGCUGGACCGCCGCUUAUCCCCCUUAAUGAGCUCGACUCGGCCUUCCAGCUCCAGGAGCAUCUCGCCGCACUUCACUACCACCACACCAAGAGUAACAGCGUCCCGAUAACCCGUACGACCGCAAUCCAGCUGGCAACGCCCCCGCCGGGCAUCGACCGCACUCUCUGGCUGUACGAACUGUGUCGCUUCCUCAUCUCGCAAUGCAACACCCUCAUUGUCGGCUUCCUCUUCGAUUCCCCACCCUGCAGCGCGGCGACGUGUCCCGAGAUGCGCGCGUCAGAGUGGCAGUUCCUCUGCGCCGUCCACGAGCAGCCCAAGAGCUGCUGCGCCAUCGAUUACUGCUGCCACACGCUCGACUGGGCCGCCAAUAUCGUCACGGAUCCCAAAAUCUUCCCCUCGCGCUUCGUCGUCCUCUCCGACGUUCACAACAAGGGCGUCGCCGUCAAGAACCUCGUCAACGUCUUCCGCCGCUUGCAUCGCAUCUUCGCGCACGCCUGGUUCCAGCACCGCGCUGUCUUCUGGACCAUUGAGGGUCAGACUGGACUCUACGUCUUCUUCAAGACCGUGUGCGACAUGUACGACCUCCUCCCCGCCGAGAACUACAAGCUCCCACCUGAGGCCGAGGGCCUGGAGACGGCAACGGCGGUGCCCGAUGCCAACGGUGGUGAUAAGAAGCAGCUUCCAAUGUCCAUUGUGAAGCCCAGCCACCGUGAGAGCCUCGGACAGAGCGAAGACGACAACUUUCAGCCUGUUGGCCGUACUGCUACGAGACGUCAUGUCAGGGCGAGUCCCUCUGUCGGUAGUGCUGUGACGACAGUCGUGGAGGCUGACGAGGAAGAUAAUGUUGUAACAAAUAAGUUGCGGGAGAUGCGCAUCUCUGCCCCUGAGACGCUCGAGGAGGAGCCCGAAGUGGCCGACGUGCCGGUGAUUGUUGAAAAGGAGAUUAUUGGGGAUGCGUCGCCCACGGAAGAAAAGGAAGAGGCCGCUGCGGCAGAGCCUCAAGUGGUCGAAACCGACUACCCUGAUACAGAAUCCGAUGCGGAAACGACUUUGGUCUAUGAAGAAACCGAGGGCGGUAUGGCCCACUCAAACCAACCGCGGCCAGAUUUGAACUUCGGUGAGGAUGAGGACGUUCCUGCAUCAGGAAGUGAGGCAGCAGCCGAAGGUACCGACGAGGCUAAAGACGCAGAUGACAAGACGGCGGAUGAGACUCCCAAUGCAACAGCUAAGGAUGACGAUGAAUCUGGCGAGAUUCCAGACGUCAGCACUCACGACUUUGCUCAGGAGUCAACCGCCAAAGUAGACGAGACUACGACGACAACAGAUGCCGCAGAUGCGGACAGCAAGGCCGAAGAAGCCGACAAGGCGGAGGAAACGGAGCCCGAGCACGAGGCAAAGGAGGAGAAGGCGGAGGAGGCCGAGGGGGCUAAAAAGGAGGCAUGACAGAGGGAGAAAAGGGGGGUUUAAUGACUUUGCGUAUUGAUGAAUGUUCAAGCCACAGACUUGAUGCCUAUCGGUCAAACCCAGGGGGCGGUGGUUCUGAGUUGGGCAGGAUACUGGUAGACCAUUUUUCUUCUUUUUUUCUAUUAUUGUAAUGAGACGAGGCCC